UCUUUUACGUCUAGAAUAUUAAUUCACGCUACUUCUUCACGGUUGUGAAACUGACUUUUGGUUUUAACAGCUCCAUAUUGAAACCUUCUUGCGCUUUUCGACGAUUGAAAACCGCACAGUUUCUAACGAAAGCAAUGAAUAGAAGACUUCUCUUGGUUUCCAACUCGACUCUGCAUGGUGGGGGAUAUCUGGAUCACUGCCAGCAGCAGAUAAAAGAUUUCUUCGGAGAGGAUGUCAAAAGAAUUUUAUUCAUUCCGUAUGCCUUACAUGACAGAGAUGCGUAUGCCAAAACAGCGAAACAAAAAUUUAAGAGUCUGGGUUAUGAGGUGGACAGUAUUCAUGAGGCUGCCAGUCCAGUGGAUGCAGUAAGAAAAGCACAAGGGAUUUUCAUUGGUGGCGGAAACACCUUUCGCCUUUUGAAAACGCUGUAUGACCAAAAUCUGGUUUUGGAAAUAAGGAAGAGAGUCCUUGAGGAUGGGGUUCCCUAUAUGGGAUCAAGUGCUGGGACGAAUGUAGCCACCAUCAGCAUCAACACCACCAAUGACAUGCCCAUUGUCUACCCUCCCUCUCUAAAGAGUAUUGGCUUGGUGCCCUUUAACAUCAACCCUCACUAUCUGGAUCCUGAUGGGAACAGCAAGCACAUGGGGGAGACCCGUGAGCAGCGCAUUUUACAGUUUCAUGAGGAACCUGACACCCCCUGUGUUCUGGGCUUAAGGGAAGGAUCAAUGUUGGUUGUGGAAGGCAGUAAAGCAACUCUGUUGGGCACUACAAAUGCACGUCUGUUUGUAAGGGGAAAGCCAGCAACAGAGCAUGAACCUGGAGCAGAUUUCAGCUUUCUUCUGAACGACAGCAGCCCAUAAAGAAGUGCAAGAAAAUUGGCAAACGCAUUUGCUACAUUACUGCCUUGUCUCUUUCACACCUGAAGAAGGCUCCACGGCCGAAACGUUGUGUUUUCUCUCUUCUUUUUUUCAGCACGGAAUAAACCGAUUACUUGUACUUCUGUAAUAAUUUGUUUUUGAUCUGUUUAGAUAGUAACUUUUCUAUAUAUGUCCCACAAUGAUACCUGGACAUCUCUAAUACAAGUGAAAUUUUGGUUUUGCUAUUUAUUCAGUUGAAUUUGUUUCGGAUCUGCGUCUGUACACCCCUACUCACAGUUCAUUUGCUCUAGUCACUGUCUUCCAAGGCUAAUGGGCUGAACGGCAUGUUCUACCGUCCCUCACGAAAUAGACUUACAAAGAUAAAAAUAUGUCAAUGAAGGAAGGUUCGAAUCUACACAAAAAAGACAGACAUAUGUAUAUAAAACACAAAAAUAAGAAACCUAAAAUAGUUUUAAGAAUUAUAUACUGUAGUGUCCAUUUUAAUGAUAAAGUAAACAUAAAUAUAAAUGACUGUUAAAAUCUGUAUAAAUGAAACUUAUAUCGAA
Molecule: messenger RNA, 1423 nt
Organism: Lepisosteus oculatus (spotted gar)
Lineage: Eukaryota; Metazoa; Chordata; Actinopteri; Semionotiformes; Lepisosteidae
Product: alpha-aspartyl dipeptidase
Biological process (GO): proteolysis
Molecular function (GO): serine-type peptidase activity
Source: RefSeq, a predicted model, not a curated record